AUGUUUUUUUCUGCUGCUGAAACAAUUAUUCAUCGUUUUCGACGUAUUCAAGUAGUUCAAGAUAGUGAAGGUUUGACAGAAAAACCUAUUCUACCUCGACUUCGAAGACAACCACGACGAUAUGAAUCAAAUAUAGUUCCCGUAAAUUAUGCAAGUUGUGAAGAUUUUUAUCAGAAACAAUAUGUUGAAACAUUAGAAAUAACUAUUAACGUGCUUCAAACUCGAUUGACACAAAAGAAUUUUAAAAUGUUAUGUGAAGUUGAACAUUUUAUUCUUAAUAUAUCUAAUAAGCCACCUGAUGUUUGUAAAAUUGGAAAACAAAUGUUUCAAGAAUUUGAUAAAUUAAUUCGACUUUAUUUAACUAUUCCAAUAACUAUAGCAACUUCUGAAAGAGCAUUUAGUGCAUUAAAUCGAGUGAAAAAUACACUUUGA
Rotaria sp. Silwood1 is the source of this 432-nucleotide messenger RNA. The record is from the annotation of a GenBank genome assembly. NCBI's taxonomy places the organism in Eukaryota, Metazoa, Rotifera, Eurotatoria, Philodinida, Philodinidae.